This is a messenger RNA of Triticum dicoccoides, 481 nucleotides long. RefSeq names its product hydrophobic protein RCI2A-like. The coding region runs from base 32 to 262 and encodes 76 amino acids. Gene Ontology annotation, cellular component: membrane. Lineage: Eukaryota; Viridiplantae; Streptophyta; Magnoliopsida; Poales; Poaceae. The record is from RefSeq and is a predicted model, not a curated record. The transcript is spliced from 2 exons.
UAAAGCCUGGGCAAGGGCAGGGCCGGGCAGGAUGAGCUCCGGCGGCUGUUCGACGUGCCUGGAGACCGUCUUCGCCGCCGUCCUCCCGCCGCUCGGCGUCUUCUUCCGGUACGGCUGGUGCAGCCCGGAGUUCUUCAUCUCGCUGCCGCUAACGUUGCUCGGCUACGUCCCCGGCAUCGUCUACUCCCUCUAUGUCAUCCUGAAGACGCCGCCGGAGCUGCCGAGCAUCGACGGCGACCGUCCCUACUACAUCCUCGCCUGACAAGCUCCUUCGAGCAUGGCGUGCGUACAUGCUACUGUAAUUUAGCUCGCUGCAUACUGUGUCGCCAUUGGUUGAAUUGGAGAUGGUUUGUAAUUAAGCGGUGUGUUAAUUAGUGUGUAGCUAGUGGUUUGAGGAAUUAGCCACUGUUCUUUCUUUCUCGAUUGGAUUGGUGCUGUGCUGUGUUGGAUUAUGGAUGGGCUUAGGUCCAUAUAAACAAUA